UCGGACAGUCAGACGGACAGACAGGCGGCCAAAGACGACACAACCCUAUCUCAGUCAGGAUGUCGAUCACUAAGAUUCACGCUCGGGAGAUUCUGGACUCCAGAGGAAACCCCACAGUUGAGGUUGAUCUGUGGACCGAGAAAGGUCACUUCAGGGCAGCAGUUCCCAGCGGUGCCUCCACCGGAGUCCAUGAGGCUCUGGAGCUCCGCGAUGGAGACAAGGCCCGCUACCUGGGCAAAGGUACCCUUAAGGCUGUUGACCAUGUGAACAAGGACAUCGCCCCCAAGCUGAUUGAGAAGAAAUUCAGCGUUGUCGACCAGGAGAAGAUCGACAAGUUCAUGCUGGAGUUGGACGGCACUGAGAACAAAUCUAAGUUCGGAGCUAAUGCCAUCCUGGGAGUGUCGCUGGCCGUCUGCAAGGCUGGAGCUAAGCAGAAGGGCGUUCCUCUGUACCGCCACAUCGCUGACCUGGCCGGUCACAAGGAUGUCAUUCUUCCAGUUCCCGCCUUCAACGUCAUCAACGGUGGAAGCCACGCCGGCAACAAACUGGCCAUGCAGGAGUUCAUGAUCCUGCCAGUCGGUGCCUCCAACUUCCACGAGGCCAUGAGGAUCGGUGCUGAGGUCUACCACAACCUGAAGAGUGUGAUCAAGGCAAAGUACGGCAAAGACGCCACCAAUGUGGGAGAUGAGGGUGGUUUCGCCCCCAACAUCCUGGAGAACAAUGAGGCUCUGGAGCUGCUGAAGUCUGCCAUUGAGAAGGCCGGCUACCCCGACAAGAUCAUCAUCGGCAUGGACGUUGCUGCCUCUGAGUUCUACCGCGGCGGAAAGUACGAUCUGGACUUCAAGUCCCCCGACGACCCCGCCAGACACAUCAGCGGAGAGAAGCUGGGAGACCUGUACCGUGACUUCAUCAAGCACUACCCCGUCCAGUCCAUUGAGGAUCCAUUCGACCAGGAUGAUUGGGAGCAGUGGUCCAAGUUCACCGCCUCUACAGACAUCCAGAUCGUAGGAGACGACUUGACUGUGACCAACCCCAAGAGAAUCCAGACCGCCGUGGAGAAGAAGGCCUGCAACUGUCUGCUGCUCAAAGUCAACCAGAUCGGCUCCGUCACCGAGUCUAUCCAGGCAUGUAAGCUGGCUCAGAAGAGCGGCUGGGGUGUGAUGGUCAGCCAUCGCUCCGGAGAGACUGAAGAUACUUUCAUCUCUGACCUGGUGGUCGGACUCUGCACCGGACAGAUCAAGACCGGCGCCCCCUGCAGGUCAGAACGUUUGGCCAAAUACAACCAGCUGAUGAGGAUUGAGGAGGAGCUGGGAGCCAAGGCCAAGUUCGCCGGUAAGGACUUCCGUCACCCCAAGGUCAACUAAAGCCUGCUGCCCAACCCCCCCCGCGCCUGUCGCCACGGCAACUGACGAAGCGGCAGGUGUGACUCUGCCUGAUGAUGUUUUCUAUAAAAAAAACACAAACAUUCAAUAAAGAUUAAAGAAUAAAACA
This is a messenger RNA of Scomber japonicus (chub mackerel), 1491 nucleotides long. It is a transcript of the gene eno3, whose product is annotated as enolase 3, (beta, muscle). The transcript has 14 exons. The record is from RefSeq and is a predicted model, not a curated record. Gene Ontology annotation, biological process: glycolytic process. Bases 60 to 1364 code for a protein of 434 amino acids. Gene Ontology annotation, cellular component: phosphopyruvate hydratase complex. Gene Ontology annotation, molecular function: magnesium ion binding; phosphopyruvate hydratase activity. NCBI's taxonomy places the organism in Eukaryota, Metazoa, Chordata, Actinopteri, Scombriformes, Scombridae.